UGUAACCCCACUUAAUGUUUAUCGAGAAACAUAAAAAAAAUGCUACGCGCCAAAGGAAAAACUUCUCUAUAGAAUUUCCCCUUUUUCGGCUGCUAUUUUUUUCCACCGCCCAGCUCCCUCUCGCAGCGCUCUCAAAGAAGUUUUUCCAACAUAGCUUCCACAAGAGAGAUGCUUAUAAGAAAAUGUAACUCUUAUAUGACACAAGAAAAGGUAUGAAGCGCGCGGAGCUCCCCACGUUGGAGGUGUGAGUGAGAGGGUGCGAGCGAGACGGGGCGAGUGUGUGGAGCUUGACAAAGUGCGCCACAAACCUCGUGAGUAUUUGUGCUUUGGAAAUAGAGACGGGGCGAGGAAGUAAGCGCAAUCCAUUAAAAAAGAAUGGGAGAAAAAAUUGCCGGUGUAUGCGUGCGUGUCUCUGGGAAAUAUAAAAAUGCGCUCCGUUUUUCGGGCUAUAGCUGUCUCACUCCAACUUGCGCCAUGUGACCGAAAAAACUGAUAAGUGUGAUUCUUUUUCAAAACUUUUUCUUUUUUUUACCCACCACACCACCACCACGAACUUCGCCCGCCAUCCACACACACACACAUGGAAGUGGGUAGUAUAGGGGCCCAUGUUGCGGUGUAUCCGGGGAAGCUCUCUUGGCCCCUUUGCUUGGCUGAAUGGGUGGUUGGUACGAGAAGUAAAAAAAUCGCCGAAGAGGUUAUAUGUGGCUGUGUACAGCGAUUAAUUGUGUAAAAAUUUUUCUGUGUGCAUGUGCUGCCGAAGCAAAAGGGGAUUCUCCUACUCGCUCACUCAUUCUCUCCCCCGGAAUUUUUUUCACUCCUCACCGCACACAUGUACAUCAGCCACUCUUAAAACAUACAAAACGACGCAAGAUCUCGCCUAACAAACUUUGAGGACCAAAACUUUUUCUAAACCAGUCGAGUUUUUGCUUCGCAAUGAUCAGCACACGUCUGCAGUGCGUUUUUUCUCGCUCAUACCACCGCACCAAUUGACUUAAUAUCUGAGCCAAGUGAGAUUUGGUGUUGAUUUCGGUUUUUAUUCGUCGUUGGGGAACUUCUACCUGUGCCUCUUCCCACUGCGCCUGCUACUUAACAACAACACAAAAAGACUAAAGAAAAAAAACUCAGAGGUGUAGAAGAGAGACAUUUUGGGGCACCCCGUGAAUAUUGUACCGAAAAAAAUAUUUUAAUAUACACUGAGAGUUCCGCGCGAAUUCGACAAGUGGAUCUUGCCGCCACGGCCAGUGACUAUUUGAAUUUUCUGCUGGCAACAGACUCUGCUCUGCUUUGUAAUCUCAUCUCUUAUAAAUUUUGUUGUAAUUGUUAAUAAAAAGCAAAAGAACUUGAUUAUACCACCCAAAGAACAUUCCCAAGUUUUGAAGAAAACAAGCACGCAAGAAUUAUCCUAGUGACCGACAAAUAGCAAGAAUGUGUUCCAUGCGGUGUCGUCUAACCAUUCUUGUUGCACUGUAAGGCGGUAAACUUACAAGCCUGCAAGACUCGUUACCACACCGGCGAUCGGUGCGAACAUUUUUUUUUUUUUUGAAUUUUCUUUUCAAAAAUUUUCAUUUACCUGUGAAGUGAUUGCGCGGAAGUCGUUGUGCCUUUCUGGGAUUGAAUGAGGUGAUCCUUCUGCUGAUCUUAUUUUUCUUUUGAACUUGGUGGAACUCUUUCUUAUGUGCCUUUGUUGGAACAUCGAUCGUACUGAGGUAGCGUGCCAUAGUAAUUUGCAGUUUAAGUCGGCAGUUAGGGCGGUUAGUUCCGUCAACGAGGAAUCUUGUGUGUGUGAACAAGGUGUAUGUGGGUUCGGCAUACCAAAAGCACAGGAAGGAGAUUCAGCAUUGUUUUGCAUUGUUCCUGAAAAGCCCGUGCCACGGAGAUUAAUUAGUCGCAGGUAGGAAGGAACACCCUGGAGGGCCGCGCGAUUGAGUACCGGCCCGGCGGUGGGCUGGACUACCACAACUCACCCCUAAUGGCGGAAAUACCAACGGGUGACUACAGUCACAUCCACCGGUCAAUUGACCAGCUACGCUCAAUGAAUGAGAGAGGUGUCCUAGGACCAUUGGGUGCCCUAACAUCCACAGACCUACGAGCAAGUCUCGUCCAUGACUACAAGCCGUUCAAUGUGAGUGAUCUACGAACCCCUGAGCGUAUUGACUAUGGCGCUGCAAAAGUGAUAGAUGGGCGCAGUGGACAGAAUGGCGGUGCUGCCCAAAAUCCCAAUACCGACGGGUCAGCCAACAAUAACGGCGACCCAACUGACAUGAGACAUCCCGGAAAUGUUGAUCAGCAGGACCAGAAGCCCUAUAGUACCCCAUCAACACCACCAACGCCCCUUUCCAUCUCAGAUGCUCAGAUGCAGGAAUCCAAGAUUUUCGGCUCGAAAGCGGACCUCCAGCUGCACACGCAGAUCCACAUGCGUGAAGCAAAGCCAUACAAGUGCUCCCAGUGCGCAAAGGCAUUCGCCAAUUCCAGCUACCUGUCGCAGCACACCCGCAUCCACCUGGGCAUCAAGCCGUACCGCUGCGAGAUCUGCCAGCGCAAAUUCACGCAGCUUUCGCACCUGCAGCAGCACAUCCGGACGCACACGGGUGACAAGCCCUACAAGUGUCGCCAUCCAGGCUGCCAAAAAGCCUUUUCGCAGCUCAGCAACCUCCAGUCGCAUUCGCGCUGCCACCAAACGGAUAAGCCCUACAAGUGCAACUCAUGCUACAAGUGCUUCUCCGACGAACCAUCCUUGCUGGAGCACAUCCCCAAGCACAAGGAGUCAAAGCACCUCAAGACACACAUUUGCCAGUACUGUGGCAAGUCCUACACACAGGAAACCUACCUCUCGAAGCACAUGCAAAAGCAUGCCGAAAGGACGGAUAAGAGGCCGCCAAUUGCAGGACUCGCCGGUUUGGGGCUGAAUAGUCGAAACCUGGCUUCAGCCAUGUCAAACACACCCCUUACGGUGGCUGCCACGGCCACAGAUCACCCCUACUGGCCCAAGGUGAGCCCCGAUUCAGCGGCAAGCCUGGCGGAGGCAAUGCAACAGCAGCAACAGAACCAGUAUGACUUUGUGAUGCAGCACGCAGCAGCGGGAGCAGCAGCUGGGGAUCAUCUGCACCAUCGAACCCUCCUUGAGCACCAUCGAAACCUCAAUGGGACCACCGAGGAUGGGGAGGAUCUCGUGAUAGCCAGUCGUCAGGGAGCCGCAAAUCUCGCCACAAGCGGCAGCAGUGGUGGUAGUCAUAUUGCUGCUACGCAGAACCCACCUGCCGCCUCAACGCCAUCCGCUGCACCCACUGGCGCCAGCUACGACACAAAGACCACCAGCAAUUCCGCCUUUACACCCAUCAACUCCAUGACACCCCACCUCAAUUCCCUGGGGCAUCAUCAUCAGCUCACCCAGCGGCCCUACAUAUAUGACGCCAUCAGCUUCCAGAAUAAGAAUGUCAAUCAAAAUGCCGGCGCUAGUUUUCCCAAUCAGCUGAUUUCCCUGCACCAGAUUCGCAACUACGCCCAUCAACCGGGUGGACCGGCUGGCCUGAUGGCUGGGGAGCAUCUUCUGGGGAUCGGGGUGGGUGUUGGCAAGGAUAAAGGACAGUAGCGCCGGCUAGCUGCGACGUGGUGAUUCUCCCCGCCGCCUAGUGGUGUCGCCACAUAAAAAACAAACGGGUAAAUGCUGUGCAUUUUGUGAACCCCCUUCCCCACCCCCACCCCUCCACAAACACCCUCGAAUUGCGCGAGACGGUGGCGAUCUCAACACAACAACAAAAAAAAAACUCGAGCACGCACCCCCUGGGACGAGGAGUCCCCCCAACCGCGGGGACCACGUGACAGUGUGGAUGCAAGAAUCCAUUUGAAUUUCAGACAACCUUCCUCCGUCAGGACAAGAAGUCUGGAUUCGCAAUUUUUAUACGAGGUAUAAAAUCUAAUAUCGGUAUGUAAGGUUAGAAAUUCUGUAUUUUCUUAUAUAAAAAAAUGGCAAAAAAAAUUCAAGGAGAACUUUCUCCUUUAAAAAGUGAAAAUUUCAAAAUUUAAAAAAGAAGAAAAAAUCAUAAACUGAGAAGAAUAUUCAUUGGUGAAGAAUAUUUUAUUUCUUUAAUUGAAUUUCCAACAAAACAAAUCAUUUGUAUACGAAUUUGAAGGAAAACUUUCCAAAAGAAAAUUAUUAAACAUAUUUUCUUAAUUUCUAAAUGUGUUUGAAUUUUUUUACAAGUUUUCAUGGAUAUUCUUCUCAUGGAUUUUUUAAUUUGAAAUUUGAAGCAAAAAGUUGAAUUUGCACAAAAGAUACACAGAGAAAAAUAAGUGUGAGAGUUCUUUUCACACUGCUGAAAGACUUUAUUAGGAAGGGGAAAAGUAUUUGAAAAUAAAGAAAAAUUCUUUAUCGUCAUUUAAAAUUUAUUCUAAGAAGCAGCACAAAUUUUAGUAUAAACGAAUUGGUUUUAGUUCUAAACCUAGUUAGGCAGCUAUAAAUUCUUACAGGUUGAAAAGGAUUCUUUUCUUUUGUGCGAUAUUUUAGUUAUAUUUUCCCUUCCGUUUUAGGUGUUUGGAUAGUUCAGGAAGUUCAGAGUUUUCCUUUUAAGGUUCAAAAAGUUAUUACAUGCUCAAAAUUACAAGAAACAAGAAAGGGAAUUUUCAAACAUUAAAAAAAAACAUUAAACAUUAAAAUAAAAGAAACUUCAGACGUUAAAAAGGAACCGUCAAACGUCUAAUGUCAAGAAAUGUCAAGUCUUUUAAAUUAAAAGAAAUCUAAAAUCACUUGAAUAGAUUUCUAGCUAGGCUUCUUGAAAAUUUUUACUAGAAAUAAUGUUUAAUUUUUAUGUAAAAGCUAAAAAUAAAAACAUUCAAUUCAUUGUAGUUCAGUUAGAAAAAUAAUUCAAACAUAACCGAAGUGGUCCUAGGUCUAACCUAGACUAGAAGUUCCUAUUGACUCAAUAACUAUUUUAUUUUCAAAUCAUUCAUCUUGUUUUUUCUAAUAAUUUACCUCUAAAGUUUUAUAUUGAAAAUUUCUCUGACUGUAGCGCCUCUACCAACGAAUAGCAAGAGAAAACAUUCAUUACCCUUAAAAGUCUUUAUUAUGGAAACUUUUUCUCUGUGUGUGCUUUUUUGUGCAAAUUUUGCAUAAUGUCAUGUGGUUUAAAGAUAUUCUUACGUAAAGAAAAAUGUAAUAAGUAGUUAAUGAAAAGAAAACAAUGACAAUUUAAGAAAGGAUAGAGAGAGAGGAGUGUGUAAAAAGUUACAUAGUGGAUAAAAUUUAGGAAGGUACAUCUAGUUAAAAUCUAUUUCAAUAUAACUUAAUAGAAAGAAACUUUUAGUUACUUAAAAAGCGCCCAAAUAGGCAGAGGUUUAAUGGGGAAUGAGCUGAGAAGAAAAAUUAAAAAAGAAAAAUAAAAAUAUAGGCCCCGUUAAAGCAAAAAUCUCAAUGAGAGUAAACAUACAAUCGAGCAAUCAAGUCUGUGACCAUUUGAGAUGAUUUUGAUUGAAUUCUUCUCUAUAUUUUUAUAUUUAUUGCUUUCUUUUAAUUCCAAUUUAUUUUAUUUUUUCGACUUUACAGGAAUAUCAAUCUCAAAUAUUCUUUGAGAAUUUAUAUUAAACAAAAAAGAAAAUUGAAGAAACAAAGAUCCAGUGAAUUUACAUCAAAGUCAUUUCGGAGGGAAAAAAAUGAUAAAGUCCUCAAUAGUAAAAAAUGUUAUAAUUCUUAUUUCUUAACAAUAAAAUAAAAGUGAAUUACAAAAUGUAAAAAUAAUUACAUUUUAAAUAGAUCCAUGAAUUUAUUGAAUUUUUGUAUUAUUUGUAAACAUUAGAUACCUAUUUCUUUUUUUUUAAGUAAUCUUAAUCUGCUGUUGGAUACUUCCUUUCUAUAUAAGUUUACUUCUCUCAGAUAAUAUAAGUUUAUAGGUUCUCAUUUUGUCUGGAUAAUAUAUAAAUAAAGAAAAUGUAAACUAUUUUAUUAAUUCUUUCCCAAUUUAGGUAUACAAAUAAAUAUAUAUUUGAAAAUGGAAAUAUUGACGCAAAAAAAUGUCAGAAGGUACAUUAAAUUAUGUAAUAAAAAAUUUCUUUUUGUAAAUACAUUUUAAGGAAAUCAUAAAUUUGAAGGAAAAAGAGGAACAGUGAAUAAAAAUAAUUUUACACAUAAAA
This is a messenger RNA of Lutzomyia longipalpis, 6123 nucleotides long. Its product is annotated as zinc finger protein rotund-like. Gene Ontology annotation, biological process: regulation of transcription by RNA polymerase II. Gene Ontology annotation, molecular function: RNA polymerase II cis-regulatory region sequence-specific DNA binding; DNA-binding transcription activator activity, RNA polymerase II-specific. The transcript has 2 exons. The coding region runs from base 1970 to 3589 and encodes 539 amino acids. NCBI's taxonomy places the organism in Eukaryota, Metazoa, Arthropoda, Insecta, Diptera, Psychodidae. Gene Ontology annotation, cellular component: nucleus. The record is from RefSeq and is a predicted model, not a curated record.